Messenger RNA from Colletotrichum orchidophilum, 165 nucleotides. RefSeq lists its product as uncharacterized. NCBI's taxonomy places the organism in Eukaryota, Fungi, Ascomycota, Sordariomycetes, Glomerellales, Glomerellaceae. The record is from RefSeq and is a predicted model, not a curated record. The annotation marks the transcript as partial. The transcript is spliced from 2 exons. Gene Ontology annotation, biological process: outer mitochondrial membrane organization.
CUUGCAAAGGCCACGCUACCCAACCUACGUCGACUCUUUAUCGAGGCAAGGACGGAUGAUGAAGAAAGAGAAGUGUCUAGGAAAGCAUUCUACAACGCAGUCCUCUUCAUGAGUUCUGUGACUAUUUUCAGCUUGAUUGCUCAGAAAAUGAACGCCGUCAAAUGA